CAGCAGAGGGAGGGGAGUGAGGGAGGUGUGUAACAAUUUCCUGUAGUUGCAUGCUGAUCUGCGUCUCUGCACCUUCCUCUCUGAGUCUGUUUCUGUCAGGGUGAAGAGCGCAGACGAAGCUGAGCGGAACAGGAUGCAGGCUAUCAAAUGUGUGGUCGUGGGAGAUGGAGCUGUGGGAAAAACAUGUCUUCUCAUCAGCUACACAACCAAUGCCUUCCCUGGGGAAUACAUUCCUACAGUAUUUGACAACUACUCAGCUAAUGUAAUGGUGGACAGCAAACCAGUCAACCUGGGCCUUUGGGAUACAGCUGGACAGGAAGACUACGACAGGCUCCGCCCGCUCUCCUACCCACAGACGGAUGUUUUCCUGAUCUGUUUCUCCCUGGUGAGCCCAGCGUCCUAUGAGAACGUCAGAGCUAAGUGGUACCCAGAGGUUCGUCACCACUGCCCCUCCACACCCAUCAUCCUGGUGGGCACCAAGCUGGAUCUGAGGGACGAGAAGGAUACCAUUGAGAAGCUGAAGGAAAAAAAGCUUGCACCAAUCACCUACCCUCAGGGCCUGGCUCUGGCUAAGGAGAUAGAUGCAGUAAAGUACCUGGAGUGCUCAGCUUUGACUCAGCGUGGUCUGAAGACUGUGUUUGAUGAGGCCAUCCGCGCUGUGCUCUGCCCCCAGCCCACCAAGGUCAAGAAGAAGCCCUGCUCCCUGCUGUAAAUGAUUCUUCAAAGACCAGAGAGAAGACAGAAAGAGAUUCAGAUGGCUGAACCCAGGUUAUAAGAAGAACAUUCAAAAGUUCUGUAAUGUUUCUAAUAAUAAUGGAAAAGAUUUCCACUAGUUUAAAAAAAGUGCUUUUGUGUGUUAUAAUAAAAUGAUAUAAUACUUUUUGUAUAGCAUACUCUGAGACUGAAUUUUAAAGUGCAUUAUAUACGUAGCAGCAGGUAGGAUUUCUCUGUAAAAGAUAUCAUUUUAUCAGAGUAAAUCACUAAAUGUGGAAACAACAGGCUGUCCCAGUUGCUGCUCAGAGUCAGCCUGCCAGUUUUACCCAGUAUACCAAAAUUCCUGCACAAAAUUCACUGCCCUUUGGGGACAACAAUAUAUAAAGGUGUUUUGUGCAGCUUCAGAUGAUAAUAUCACAUGUUGCAAUGAGAUUAGUUGAUACUGUGCUAUGGCUGUUGUUUUGAAAGUGAUGAACAAUGAUUAAGAAUAAAGAUAAGGAAUGUAAGUUUGUAGUUGGAGCUAAACAAUAUUGUAUUGCAAUGAAAUGUAUUAAAAAGUAUUCUUUCUUGUGAUAUUAAAAUAAAAGAUCUUUAAUCAAGUAAAAAAAUAAA
Molecule: messenger RNA, 1326 nt
Organism: Lates calcarifer (barramundi perch)
Lineage: Eukaryota; Metazoa; Chordata; Actinopteri; Centropomidae
Gene: rac2
Product: Rac family small GTPase 2
Exons: 7
Coding region: 134-712 (192 amino acids)
Biological process (GO): small GTPase-mediated signal transduction
Molecular function (GO): GTP binding; GTPase activity
Source: RefSeq, a predicted model, not a curated record